This is a messenger RNA of Geodia barretti, 216 nucleotides long. The record is from the annotation of a GenBank genome assembly. NCBI's taxonomy places the organism in Eukaryota, Metazoa, Porifera, Demospongiae, Tetractinellida, Geodiidae.
GUGAAAACGCGUGAUUUCUAUGUUGUAGUGGAACAGGACGAAGACGGCUAUUUCGUGGGUGAAGUCCCUCAACUAAAGGGUUGCUAUAGCCAGGGAUUGACCCUUGGGGAACUCAUGGAGAAUAUGAGAGAAGUCAUUUGCCUGGUACUGGAGGAAGCGGAGAACCGCCCGGACGUGGCGGACCGUUUCGUGGGAGUACACCGGAUUAAGGUGUAG